AUGGCGCUGGCGCCGUUUCGCGGCAUCAACAGCCGAUUGGCCAACCGGUCAAUCCGGGUUAUGAUAUCCCCUACGCCGUCGACAUUUGCGGAGCGACGUUCGAUACUACAAGUUCUCAAGAAAUACGGACACAUUGAUGUUUUCAGGAGAGAAAAUUACGAACCCAAUCGAUACAUUUCCGUCACGAAAAGCGAAGACACAGCCAGAGCGCUGACGCGCCUGAGUCCCAUCGCCUGCCGCAUAUCGCUGCCGCAGAUUGAGCCUGAGAAGCGUGCGAGGCAGCUCCAGAGCCUGGCCGAGCCUUCGGCGCAGCCGCGCAUCGAAUUCCAGACACAGACGAGCAAGAGACACGAGGAACAUGGCCAGCCGUCGCAGGGCGCGGCACGAGAAGCAGGUAUCGACUACGAGACGCGCGAGUUUGUGCUCACCAUUGGCCCCGCGCGCGACUACGACCACGGCAACGCGGCGACCAAGGCGACCGAGUACACCAGCUGGCCGGAGGGCUACAAGACGGACAGGUCGUUUGCUGUGACGGCGCUGCGGGAGGCGCUGCCGGACACGCUGCUGAAGAAGGGCCUCUGCCACUGGAACGUCAAACCCGCGGCGCCAGACAGCCCGAGGGACAGCAUGCGCCAGCGACUGGAGCGGAAGCAGCAGAUACCAGGGCAGAUGUCGGCCGCCGACUCAGUCAAGCCGGCGCCAAAGCCGCAGCGAAGCAGGUGA
Messenger RNA from Akanthomyces muscarius, 723 nucleotides. RefSeq lists its product as uncharacterized. The record is from RefSeq and is a predicted model, not a curated record. NCBI's taxonomy places the organism in Eukaryota, Fungi, Ascomycota, Sordariomycetes, Hypocreales, Cordycipitaceae. The transcript is spliced from 2 exons. The coding region runs from base 1 to 723 and encodes 240 amino acids.